ACGGGCUAAAAGCAGUGAAGGCACACAACAGCCUGAUAAAUUACCAAUCACUGCCGCACUUUUUCCAUCCUCACACAUACAACAAAAUCAGAAGAUGUCAGACAAACCCUUCUCAAGUCUCUUACCAGCUUCUAAACCUCAUUUGUACGAUGCAAUAAUCCAUGACAACUCACAGGCAGACAGUGGCAUGUUUUCAUCGGGAAGUUAUCUAAGCAUGAAUGGUGAUGUGGAUAAACAUGGGGUGUUGUCGCGUGACCAGUCCAGUCUUGAUUUUUAUCCACUCCGCGCAUAUAUUGAAGGCGACUCACCUAAGGUCAGUGUUGAGUCCCUCUGAAACAUGUUUAAGUUUUUACUCUGGCUAUUUACUUUCGGCAGAACCUGUCUAUUGUUUUACGUUGCGGUUCACAAGUCUGAAGCUAUAGUCGUAGAUGAGAUCCUAGACCAUGACAUUACAUCAAAUAAUGAGCAGUACUUUCCUCAUGGUUGCCUCAGGAAAUGUUCAGGGGGAAAUAAAAUUCUUCAAAAUCAGGGAAAAUUCAGGGAAUUUUAUUUGUGCUGUGGAUUACAUGUAUGUCACUUUACAAGAUGGAUGUUACCUUUCAGUUUUUAAGUGUCAUCAUGAAUAAUCAUUUGACUGAAUAUGUGGUACAAAUUCUUUCCACAGGCAUCAGAGGAUGCCAAGGAAAGCAGUCUUUUGGAGCAAACCCUGGAGCCUGAUAACACAUUACUUUCUGUGUUUCCACAUGAGACUCAAGAUGAGACAUUCAAGAUGAAAGAUUAUGUUCCUGCACAUUAAAAAGUUGCAUGAAAGGAUAUUUUUUAUGUCAUCUCUUGCAUCAACACCAAUAAAAUUAGUUUUUCUUUUUUUAUGAGAAUACCAGUUGUAUUAGUGCUUUAAUUUAUCCACCCCUGAGCAUGGUUUAACUUAUUAGAGCAUAAAAGCAAUACAAAACAGUUUAAAAAAUGAAAAAAGUAAAUUAUACUAAUACUAUUAUAAUUACAUGUAUAUAAGAUGAAAAGAGUUAGAACCUUGGUGCAAAACUCAGAAAAUUUCCUUAACACAGGUAUCUUGGUGACAAAAUUUUGAAAACAACUGAAGGUCAUGGAAAAUUUGGAAAGGAUGUGGAAAAACUCAUGGAACUAAAAAAAAAAAACUAAAAAAAGAGUACAGUUCCUAACGGCCAAAGGUGCAAUAUAAGUAUUAGAGAGAUUAAUCAUCAUUUUUACGGCAAACAGCAAAUGUGAAUUUGUACCAUGUGACCAAGUUUUCCAUUUACUUUUUGUUUACUGUUCAUUAUAACUACACGAAAAUCGGUAGAUUCACGCCAUUUCUAUCCAUCAAAAUAAUGUUUUAAGCUGUUUUUAUCUGCUCAUUUCUAAUUUUGAAAAUUUCUCAACUUGAAUCUCAUGUUUUCCAUUUGCUAUAACCACGAUGCUUAGUCUCUCUAUUAAUGCAAUAUUGUGCAUCCUGGGAAAUCAAUACUGUUGACAUAAGGAUAGAGGUUCUUGUUGUUAGCCAACAGACUUACAAAGUCAAACUAGUGUUCAAGUAAAUAAUUAUGUAUAUUUGAGCUGCCAAGAUGGAUACCAGUACCUCACAAAUGCCAAGAGCUUUUGAUUUUGCUUUCUGUAUACCCCUAACAUGUAGUAAUUUAUUUCAGGCUUUUUUUUGGGCUAUACAUUCAACCCAUCUUGUGAUGUUAUUAAAGUAAUAAUUUAAAUUGGUUUGUUAUUAACAGACCUGUCACAAUGCCAGCCGCCCAGGAUAUCACAGAGAAACUUGAGGAGCAGGAGUCCCGUCAAGCUGAGCUAAACCACUAUGUUAAAAUGGUAUUACCAGAUUUCUUUGCUUACCACUCAGCAACCAAGAAUUCACUGAGUUUAUCUUUUCACCCAGAUCCCACUCUGUCCAAGAUUUGAUGAAAAAGAACUAGAUCUAAGCAGUUAGUUAGAGCAUUUGCCCUAAGUAAAAAUGAUCACAUGUCAAUCCCCGACAUCCCCAACAGUAAAAAAUGUACUUUUCAAAUGUUGGUAAUGAUCGCUAACCAUUGCAGAAAUCUGGGAUGUGUCUUGAAAAUAGAAACCCUCCGAAUUCCCCUAAUUUUUCAUUAGUAGGCAAAAUAUGGGAUGGUCAGGAUACACUAAAAUCGCUGAUCGUCUAGGAUUUUCCUGACAUAUAAAAACCAGGCUUAAGUUACAUUUCAUUAAGCUGUUUAAAAAGUAAGUUUAAUUCUUUUUGCAUAAUGAUAAUAAAACUUUUUAAUAUUUGUGCCUGCAGCUUCUACAGAGGUCACCUGGAGAUCAACAUUAUGAGGUAUGGUAAUCACCUAGAAAUACAUUUUAUUAAUUUCAUUCAUAAAAAUAAUGACACUGAACUGUGCAACUUCCAGAUAUACUAAAUUUGGAAUCAAAUAAAAAAGGUGCAGCUGGUAGUCCUGUAUUCUACAGUGCAUAAGAAGUCGAAAUGUGUAUCAAAGUGACAGAUCUUUUACACCAAUGUUAGGUUGACACUGUUUCUGUCAUAUGAAGAAGCUUUCAUGUACUGCAGAAUAGUAAUUCUCUGUUAUUUUUCCUGUAGGAAAAAAGUCACAUGGCUGGAAAUGGUCUCAUGUUAAUUCCAUCAACUGUAGAACCAAAUGGUUUGUCUAUUUUUUGUUUUAUUGCUGAAGAGAGCCAGCUUAUUGCAUCAUAAUAAAUCAGCUCUCAGAACCCACUGCUAGAUUUAUUAAAAGAAUAUGAUCAGAACUUCUACUUUCUGGUUUAAGUGUUGUGUACUUAAUUCAGUAAAAGGGUGGAACAGAGACAAUUUUUCCAUAGGCUGCAUCAGCAUAAGUUUAACUGAUUAGUGAAACCAAUGAACAUGUUAAAAGUUGUGAGAAAUGUUGUGGCAAACAAAUAGUUUACUUACACUCAUCACAAUUAAAUAUUAAUAGAGACAUGUACAGCUCCAACAAUGUAGAAUAGAUAGCUUCUAGUUUGAGAGUCAAGGACACUUGUUAAGUCUUACAGCUAUCUUCACACUUAGUAUGAUGGUGAAGGGUGACAGUUUAUUUUGUUUUAAUUCUUUAAGUUAGACCCUUUGUGAUUUGAAAUCAUCUCCUCUCCACGUACCCUUGACUUGCCUGCAAGUUGACGUUUGUAAAUGACUUUAAGUCACAAUAAGUCAACUUGUGAACAAAGGAUCAAGUUUCCUCAAAGAGAUGUUCUCCAACAUAAUGUCCUCUGAUUGGAGGUUAAUGCUACCACACACCUAACAGACCACUGCCCCAAAAUCAGGUCGCUAAAAAAUGGCGAGAAAAUUAUGUUUUGCCUUGACUGACUGAUGACCCAAACAAAAUGGACUUUCAGGAAGUCUACAUGUACCAGUUGAAUACUGUAAGAGCUAAUUUCAGUCUUGUGAUAAUAAUGUCCUUUUUCAAUCUUUCUUUAAUCAAAAGGAGAUAGCCACACCUCAUCAGGGGUGAUAUCUCCAAUUCACUUUGAUCGUCAACUUGAGGAGCAUGCAUCAGACUCUCUGUACCCUUCAGCUACAACCUUAAGUGGUGUUACAUCAACAAAUCAACCCUAUCAGGUAUGCUGAUCGAAUUUCUACUCUUAUUAAAAGGACAUUUGUGCAAAACUCGUCUAGCAUGGCCGGUUUUCUUUUAGGAUGAACUUUCACUACAGUUAUGCACCUAUCAAUGUAAAUCCCGUGGGGGGGGAGUGCGGGCAAGGGGAGGGGAUUUGAUGCCUGAGACUAUCCCCAUGUCGGGCUUUUGAUCGUGAAGCGACCCCGGGGUCGGGACAUUUGACUUUGACCGAUAGAAGCCCGGUAUCAAUUCAGAAGCAGUUACCAGGUCCGUCCCUCGCGGCUUUCUGAAAGUCACGCUGUUGGAGAAAGGUUCGAAGUUUUCAUUUGUUUUAAUCGCCAUAAUCCGAUACUUUACACUGUCAUCUAAACAGAUAAUGUCUAUUUUGAGAAAGUUUUUAUCUUCAAGUUCCCGUCUGAUUGUAAACCUCGAUUGAAAUCGAAUUUUACCAUGAAAGUCAGAGGAUUUUUUACGGGUCACUGAUCCGGCCUGUUCCCACAUGUUGAGCAGAUGUUAUAAAGCAUUUUACGUUUCAUUAAUAUGAUAGCAUGGUCAAUCUUCCUAGAGCGAUUAUGUUGUUCAAAAUAAGAGAUGCUAGUGGAGAGAGAAAAUACUUAAGGUGCAUUAGUGAAUGAGUAACUUGCCGAGACUGUUAACAGUCCACUAUUUUUCUAUAAGAUUGUCAAGAUUGAGCACUUACUGGUGUAAUUGGCAGACUGAUCUUGCUUUCAAUGUAGGAAGGGGGUGGGUGUCGGCCCCUAGGUAGAUUUGAUGCUCUUCCCUGGGUUACACUAAUAUUGAAUCCAAGAUGGCAGAAAGUACUUAAUCUAAUCAACUUUACCGAAAAAAAAUAGGGGAUAUAACAUGUAAGCGGUCUUCUCAUAGCAUUUAACUAUGAGAUAUGGUGUCUGAGAUAUGUCUGCCAGACUAAUACUUAUAAUAAAUGUUAUUUCUAAAAUGACGCCCCUCAAUACUGGAUUUAGCUCCAAUGUCUGUUAGUUAGAAAAAAAAAAUUUAUCCUUUUACUUUUGCAGGAUUCCAGACACAAAAUAAAUCCCACACAAGCUGCUUUUACAAAAACAACGGUGACAAAUGGUGCAUUCCAUGGUCCGGUGCAAACUAGGAGAGAAGUCGGUUUCGCCAGUCAGGUAAAGUCCAAGCAUCAAGUGGUACCCCCAAGAUAGGGUCUGUUGCGUUUCGCUGCCAACAUAAUAUCAAGGGUGCAAUACAAUUCUGUAUUAUUUUGAUUUUAACCAUUUUCUCUUUCUUUGGAGAAACAUUGUAUGCAAAAAGCUUUUGUUUUAUCUUCAGUAUUAUACUUUUGCUUGAGCAUCAUGCAUAGUUCUGGCAUAAUUUUCAUAAUUAUUUUUCAGCUCACUCAGAUUUUGUAUAAUUUAGAAUACGCGCAGUUUCGUUGCAAAGUUUUGAACAUUUUGUUAUAAUUUUUAAAGUCAGCAAGAGUAUGGACAAUGGAGAAUUGUUAUCUGGUUGUUGUUUAAAUUUGAAAUUAGAAGAACCCUUCUUCUCCCAAACCAGAGAAGAACUACUCACACCACCAUUAUGUUAUUUCCAUGGUCAAGAUGCACUCGCAGACCAUACAGUAGCUCAACAAAAUGAUUACUCAAGAAAUUGCUCAGCCAUUGUAAAAUUCCUGCUAUACAACCUCUUUAAAAAAUCAGUUUUUGUUUCUUUCAACAGCUCCCAUCACAACCACCUCAUUCAAGACUGACCCAAGUUGCACCUCACACACCACCCCGGAGGGAAAGGGACACUGAUGACCACCCCCCGUCCUCUGGUGCUCUGACUCCUCAGCAAGUGGGUCAACUGUCUCGCAUGCUGGGUCUAUUCUCUGGACCUGGUCAGCCACAGUUCAGUGCUGAACAACUCUAUGCUUAUCUAAAAGGAGUACAAGACAAGUAAGAAUACUUGAAUUAUCCUUUUAAGCACCAUUGGUUGUUCAGGGCAAUUCAAAAGUUUGUGAAAGUUCACAUCAGGGGGAUACUCAAAACUUUUUUUACAUGUUCCUCCCUGGGGUCUAACUCUUUACCCUUUUAUAUACCUUUUUGGGCAGAAAAGUUAGUACCCCUUUUGUAUGCCUACAAUGGUAUUGACAAUAUUGGUACCCCUUUCACAUACCUAGUUUAGAACUCUGAGGCCCUUGUAACUGCUGCAAAUGCACCAUCCUUCAAAUAUGAAUAAAUCACAAAACCAGAACGAUUUCUCAACUUUUCCACAGCUAUAGAAUGCAUGUUAGCCCUUUUUAUCCUUUUUAUGACCAAAAUGACAGAUUUCCCCACCCUUUUAUAAACUUCAACCAGUGAAAUCUCUACCCUUUCAUUUACCUGAUGCCCUAAAAAGGUAUCCCUUUGUGCAGGGCCUUCCCAUAUAGGUCAUCAUAGGGAGUACCCCCACCCUGGGGGUUUAUACAUGAAGUUUUAUCACAUGCCAUCAAAUCUUGAAAGAGCAUCAUAAAACUGCUAAGUGGUGGUGGGGGGGAGGGCACGUUCAAGUAGACAGGAAAAACAGUAGAUACCUACCCUUCCCCAGUCCUUGAAAUUUUAUGCAGCCUUCCUUCUUUGUGUGGGCAAGUUUAUCAUUAGGUUGAUUUAGCAACAGAAUGGGAAAGUCAGUUGAUGACGGCACAUGCAAAUUAAAAAACUGGCUUGACCAAUUGCAGGGCAACAAAUUGGGCUCUGGAAGUCACAUUCAGUCCUUUCCAUGCGCUUUCUCAUGGUCAACUGACGUUCCCAUUCUGUUGCUAAAUCAGCCUAAUAUUUUGUUCCAAGUGGCUGCCAAACUAACUUGAUCAGAAGUUUUGAGAGCAGUCUUCACUGGGACUGUGAACAAGACAAAAUGACCCAGCCCAAGGGUUCUAUGCUUUGGUUCUUUGUUCAGAAAUUAGUAUUGAUAAUGAGUUGCUUGUUUCUUAUCUAUUGUCAGACAAGUAACAGAGCAGACUUCAUGGUCAGGACCACACCCUGUCAGCACUGAGGGCCACAGUACACAGGAACAGCGAGUGUCAGGGCCUGGACCCAAGAGUGAAAGGACCUCUCCUCCCCAGGCCUCCCACAGGCAACAAAUGGGAGCAGCCAAUAAGGCUAAGAGAAGUCUGGAUACAAACUUUCACAAGAGACAGGUAGAGAAUAUUCUCCAAGGCCAAAUAAUAUGGUGUGAGGUCUAAAUUAGAAUUCAAUGCUUCCAAACCUUUUGUUGUCAUUAAUUUGUAGUUACAGUGAAACCCUGCCUAGACUACGAGUAGUCCCCCAUAUUUCCUCAGGGAUAGUAGAGCGAGCGAAACAUGAGCGCGCGUAAAAAAUCACCCUAUGUGAGAAAAGGUGACAUGCGGUGGGGAGAGAGAAAAAUGAGGGACCCUCAUUCUUCUCUCUCCGCGCCAUGUGUAGCCUUUUCUCUCAUGGGGUGAUUUUCAGGCGUGCUUGCGUUUUGCUCGCUCUACUAUCCCUGAAGAAAAAUGGGGGACUACUCGUAGUCUAAACCCUGCCAUAACAAAGACCCUGUUAUAACGAAAAAUAUCUGAAAGCCCUGCAGAAUUACAGUAAAAUAUGUGGAAACAAACCCCGCUAUAGCGAAUAGAUUUUGACAGUCCUAACACACAAUUUACCCCACUGUAACAAAUAUUUUGUCUGGUUGCUUGCAACAGUCAGUAAAGACGACAGAUAGUUUCCUUUAAUAUAUUGAAAGUGUCUUGAAAAUUGAUGUCGUGAUUGUCAGUGCUUUACACUUAACAGUAUCAAAAUGAACAAAUAUAAUGUUUUCUACGUGCAGUAUUGAAUUUUUGGUAAUUGUUAUUUAUUAACUUACCCCAAUUUAACGAAUAUUUUUGCUAUUAACCAGAUAAUUCUUUAUAAUGGGGUCUUCGCUAUAACUAAGACCCCACUAUAAUGAACAAUUAUUUUUUCAGUACCAUACUGUACCUCUCUAAGUCAUCCCAAACAAACAACUUUAAUUAUUACUGGCCCACCACAUCUUUAGAAAUGAGAAGGGAAUUGGAGCAGAAAUGCAUCCUGCAAUCUAUUUUUUUCUGGGAUUGUUAGUGGAGAUGUGCCGCUCAGCUAUUGGCCAAUUUUUUCCUUGUCCCUAGUAACAAUCCCAGAAGCCUUUGCAAAAGUUCACUUGGCCCAGUUUCCUUUUCUAAGUGGUGAACACAACAGAUCAAUUUAGGUUUCUGAGAAACUGCCCACCUACUCCUCCCCUCAGCCAACAUUUUGCCCUAAGUGAGAAGUAAGAGUCAAUGUUAGCUUAGGGGAGGGGUAGGUGGGCAGUUCUCAGAAACCUAAAUAAUUGAUCCAACACAACUGAUUUAAACCCUUUGAUUUUCCACAUAAAUGGACCUUUUCCUACUUUUGAAAUUUUGUUCAUUUAACACAUUCUACUGUCUUCUCUGUGGUUCAGCCAUAAUACUUAUUAGAAGCGUGACUUUUACCCGGGGGUGGGGGAUACUUGAGUUAAUUUUUGCUGGGCAUGUGCCACUGGCCUCUCGGAGCCCCUACCCCAUUAUAGUCCAUUCUGUGCCAAUAAUUAUAGACUCCAUCUUAGCCACUUUUGGGCAAAUGUGUAAUUUUUGUGAUCCCAAUUUAGUCACUUCUCAUUAUUUUGUUUAUCUACCUUAUAUUGAAUGAAGAACACUUUACUUUUCACCUACAAUACAAACAUUCUGGUACAUUUGCUAACAAUAAAUAAUUAUGAAGAAUUGUCUUACCCCAAAAUUCCAAAAAUGUGCAACCCCAUUCUAGUAACUCUAUUAAAAAUGCGACCCCAUUAUAGUCAAUCCAGUCGUGAAAAUGCGACCCCAUCCAGCGGCACAUCCCCAUUAGCCUCUUAUAAGGAAGUUCCACCCCCCCAGACUUUUACCACAUUAAAAGGAAAACAGAGGUUUUUGUCAUAUGUGCAAGGUACUGCACCUUUUUGAUGGACAGCAGUAAAUGUACUUGUUUUUUCUCAACAGGCUCAAGCACCUCAUACAGGGGGCCCCUCCAUUACAGGUCACCCCAUCCCCCCACCAGGAGGCCAACCUACAAAGUCUACUGACAAAUCUAACAAGCAGCAACCUAGACAAAUUGCAAGUCACUUUGGACCACCACUCAGAUACCAAGGGGGUCCCCCAGGGGUGCAGGAUGGGGCUAAGCCUUCAGCAAAAACAGGCCAACAAGGUAAAGAAAACAAGAAGCCUCUGCCAGCUGGAAAACAGGCAAAGACUAAUGCUUGGAGAUAGUUUCCACAAAGAUGUGUUUGCUAUUUGUUGUAUAUAUUUUUUAGGGAGAAAUGCAAACUAGAUCUGUUAUUUUAUUUGCCAAUAAAACAUCUGGAAAGG
Molecule: messenger RNA, 8898 nt
Organism: Porites lobata
Lineage: Eukaryota; Metazoa; Cnidaria; Anthozoa; Scleractinia; Poritidae
Source: the annotation of a GenBank genome assembly